GCUCAAAAUAUUAUGACUUUCAAAAUGAAUACGAUCGAAUUUCCAGGAUAUUCAGAUUUCGAAUGGGCUGUUCAACUGAAUCGUUUUAGUUUGAAACUUAUUGGUCUCUGGCCAGAAGAAAAUGUCAGUUCAUAUGAAAAAAUGAGUUCCAAUUUACGACUGCUUUGUGUUAUCAUUACCAUCUCAUGUGUGUGUACUACACCUUCUGUGCACUUAUUAUUAAAAGUUUGGGGCGAUAUAACAGCAAUGAUCGACAAUAUCCUAUUCACUUUACCAUUACUAACAGUCUCUUUGAAAUUGUUAAUUAUGUGGUGGAAGAAGGAAACUUUUGGAUAUACUCUCAGACACAUAACAAACAUUACCGAUACGGACAGGCCACUACCGUUACAGGCAUAUUACAUGUAUGAUACAUCUGUUAGCCCACAGUUUGAAUUUACAUUUUUUAUUCAAUGUAUCAGUCUAUUGAUGGUUGCACUGUCUUAUACGGCUAUCGAUAAUUUUCUUGGAUUGCUCAUCUUUCACAUCUGUGGCCAAUUGGAAAAUUUAACGAAACGCUUGUGCCGAAUGCACGAAUCCAAGGACUUCAUUAUGGCUUUAAGAAUCAACAUCAAUGAUCAUACACGGCUUAUCAG
Pogonomyrmex barbatus (red harvester ant) is the source of this 632-nucleotide messenger RNA. RefSeq lists its product as uncharacterized. Gene Ontology annotation, biological process: sensory perception of smell; detection of chemical stimulus involved in sensory perception of smell. The record is from RefSeq and is a predicted model, not a curated record. Lineage: Eukaryota; Metazoa; Arthropoda; Insecta; Hymenoptera; Formicidae. Gene Ontology annotation, molecular function: odorant binding; olfactory receptor activity. Gene Ontology annotation, cellular component: plasma membrane.